AAUCCACAAACAAAUACUCGAUUUCAAACAAAACCCUUCAUCUUGAUAAAGAAAAAGAUGGAGGAUUUAAAGAAAAGAAAGCUUGAAGAGACCAACAAUGGCGAAAUUACCGUUAACACAUCAGAAGAACAGUUGCGUUCACUAUUGGAUCCACUUGCCAAAACCCAGCUUGUCGAUCUCUUAUCAAAGUUCGGAUGCCAAUACCCUUCAAUUGCUGAAGAAAUUAAGAGUGUUGCGAGUGCUGAUCCCGCCAACCGAAAGCUUUUUGUUCGCGGCUUAGCCUGGAAUACCACCACUGAAACCUUGUGUGCUGCGUUUCUUGAGCAUGGUGAAAUUGAGGAGGGUGCUGUUAUAACUGACAAAGCAAGUGGAAAAUCACGCGGGUAUGGUUUUGUCACAUAUAAGGAUGUUGAUUCGACCCGGAAGGCUCUAGAAGCACCAAGUAAAUUGAUUGAUGGCCGAAUGGCGGUUUGCACCCUAGCUUGUGAAGGUGUAAGUACCCCAAGUAGUAGUGAUCAAGCACAAAGAAAGCUUUAUAUUGGCGGGUUGUCCCCUGAAACAACAAGUGAAAUGCUGCUGCUUUUUUUCAAAAAACAUGGUGAUAUAGAAGAAGGUUCAGUUGCAUACGACAAAGAAACAAAUAAAUCACGUGGCUUCGGCUUUGUUACUUACAAGACUGUAGAGGCUGCAAAAAAGGCUAUUGACGAUCCACAAAAGAUAUUGGGGGGUAGGAGUAUUACAGUAAAACUUGCGGACAACCCAAAGAACAAACCCGUGCAAGCACAAGUCGGAAUGGUUCCCGUACACAUGGCUGGUUAUGGAGACUCGGCAAAGCCACAUCCACACCUGCACCCAAACCCUAAUGUCGCCUACACGUACCCUGGUGUCAUUCCUUACCCCCACCAACCACCACCACCACCUGCCCCCGCUCCGCUGCCAUACCCAAUCCAACCCCACAUGUCAUACACGCAGUACACGCCACGCAAAGAAUCUAUGGGACCGUCGGCUGCACCACCUAUGGGUUUAGCCAAUUAUCAUCAGUAUAGGCUUUGAGUAAAACUGAUGUUUGUAGUAGAUCAUGCAUCGAUGAAAACUUAUGACUUGUUUGUGUAAUAUGUGUUGUUUUUUGACACUUUCAUUCAUAAUACCACCAUCCAAUGAACUAGACUCCACUUGACAUCUACA
Molecule: messenger RNA, 1185 nt
Organism: Helianthus annuus (common sunflower)
Lineage: Eukaryota; Viridiplantae; Streptophyta; Magnoliopsida; Asterales; Asteraceae
Product: UBP1-associated protein 2C
Exons: 6
Coding region: 58-1053 (331 amino acids)
Molecular function (GO): RNA binding
Source: RefSeq, a predicted model, not a curated record